CAGCCUUUUGUCACAGAGAAGAGGAGGGCAAAGAACGCACAGUUAUACAGUUUUGAUUUCUUGUUUGCAGAAUGGAUUCGGCCUUUUCUGUAAUUGGAUCCUAUGUUAACUUGGAUUUCAAAGGUCUGCUGCUCUUCACGGCAGUUUUCAUCCUCACUGCAGAUUAUAUUAAGAACCGUCGGCCGGCCUACUUCCCUCCAGGUCCCUGGGCAUUACCUCUUGUGGGCAACAUAUUCAGUGUGGACCAGACCAAGACUCAUGAGAUCUUGACAGAGUUAGCGGGGAAAUAUGGAAAUGUGUACAGCCUGAGAAUGGGCCAGAACUGGAUGGUGGUGUUAAACAGUUUUGAGGUUCUGAAAGAUGCUCUAGUAACGCAGGGAGAUAGCUUGGUCGACCGCCCAGAAUUCCCUCUGCAGGACGAGGUAACCUGUGGACUAGGUGUAGUUUUCAGUAAUGGGAGCAUCUGGAAGGAACAGAGGCGUUUUGCACUUUCAACCCUCAGAUAUUUUGGACUUGGCAAGAGGUCACUUGAACCUGUCAUCCUGGACGAAUUCACACACUGUGCAAAUGAAUUCAGAGGCAAUAAAGACAAACCAUUCAAUCCACACCUCAUCAUGAACAACGUUGUUUCCAACAUCAUCUGCUCCCUGGUUUUUGGUCAUCGCUUCGAGUACGGUAAUGAGAACUUCAUGAAACUGAUGAGGAUCUUUGAUGAAGCUCUCUACAUUGAAGGCAGCAUUUGGGCACAGCUCUACAACUCAUUCCCUCAGCUGAUGAGAUGUUUGCCAGGGCCACAUCAGAGAUACAAGCACAUCUGGAAUGAUGUAAAGGACUUCAUUAAAGCAGAGCUUAAAGAGCACAAACAGAACUGGGAUCCCUCCGACCAAAGAGACUACAUUGACUGCUUCCUUAAUGAGAUUCAGAAUAAGGGGCAAGCUGAAAAUAGUUUUGAUGAGGAAAGCCUAGUUAUGAGUGUCCUCGAUCUGUUUGUGGCUGGCUCGGAGACCACAUCCACCACCAUGCGCUGGGCAUUCCUCUACAUGGCAAAGUACCCUGAGAUCCAAGAAAAAGUGCAGGCUGAGAUAAACAGAGUGAUUGGACAGUCCAGACAGCCAUCCAUGGAGGACCGUGCUAACCUGCCCUACACUGACGCUGUCAUCCACGAGAUCCAGAGGAUGGGCAACAUAGUUCCUCUCAGCCUGCCUCAUAUCGUCAGCAGAGACGUCCAACUGGGAGGCUACACAAUCCCAAAGGGUGUUACAAUUAUUCCCAAUUUGACCUCGGUGCUGUUGGACAAGAACGAGUGGGAGACACCCAAUACCUUUAAUCCAGGACACUUCCUAAACAAAGAGGGCAAGUUUGUGAAGCGAGCUGCUUUCAUUCCUUUCUCUGCAGGUAAACGGGUGUGUCUCGGGGAGAACCUGGCCAGAAUGGAGCUUUUCCUCUUCUUCACCUCCUUCAUGCAGCACUUCACCUUCUCUAUGCCUGCUGGGGUGAAGCCUGUGUUGGACUACCGUCUUGGCAUCACCCUGGCACCGCAUCAAUAUGAAAUCUGUGUAACACCACGCUAACACUCUGACACAAAAAAGUACCACAAAAAGCAAUAGCCUUUUUCCUUGUUGUCACCACUUCUGAUCUUAUUACUGCUCCAGGGUUUAGAGAAUACAUCAAACUACACUCUAAAAAAGUCAUUCAGUUCACCUUUUUACCAUUACAUAACUAAAUGCAUUGUUGUGGGAUAGUGAUUUAGUGAUUUAGUUAAACUUUUUGGAUCGCAAACAUAAUUCUAAUGAGUUGCGGUGACACAAUAACAUAAGUAACUCCUGUGGCUUGCAAUUGUUAGUAAUUUCAACUCCAAUUUCUUUGUUCACUGAUAAAAAAUGAAAUUCAAACUAGGUAAGUGAAUGAAAUUUAUUUGAUUAUGACUUAAUAUCUCUAAGUCUAAGAAAAACUGUCAGCAUAUUUUUCAGAGUGAAAACUCUGUUUUGUUGUUUUAGUAAAAUGUUAAAAUGUAAAUGUAAAAUCCUGAUGGAAAUCUACUGUGUGUCUUUAAUACGUGUUGAAUUAAGUCAUGCUUGUUUUGAGCAUCAAAUUCAGGUCUUACCCCUGUACUCUUUAACUAAUUUAAUAAAGUCAUUGGAUGCA
Seriola aureovittata is the source of this 2145-nucleotide messenger RNA. Its product is annotated as cytochrome P450 2J6-like. The transcript is spliced from 9 exons. Gene Ontology annotation, biological process: xenobiotic metabolic process. Gene Ontology annotation, cellular component: intracellular membrane-bounded organelle; cytoplasm. The record is from RefSeq and is a predicted model, not a curated record. Lineage: Eukaryota; Metazoa; Chordata; Actinopteri; Carangiformes; Carangidae. Gene Ontology annotation, molecular function: heme binding; oxidoreductase activity, acting on paired donors, with incorporation or reduction of molecular oxygen, reduced flavin or flavoprotein as one donor, and incorporation of one atom of oxygen; iron ion binding. Bases 72 to 1571 code for a protein of 499 amino acids.